AGCUACCCUUUGAAGAGUCUCAAACUAAAUUAAAACCUAUCAAAAUGCGUUUCAAACACCGCUUAAUGUCUUUUCUAUAUUUAAUAUAUAAUGUGGGUGCAAAUCUUGAGGGACCUUUUUUGUUUUUUGGCCCCAAAUCCCUGGAAAAAUACCGGAGACCGGCUCUGAAGUUUUUGGACCAGGAUGACUUGAUGAAGAUAUACAGUGAACAGGCAGCGAUUGUGGUUUUUAACAAUCAGGAUUCAGUGCCGCUGUCAGGAGCCUACUUCCCAAGGUUGAGCAAGAUGUUGGAGACACAGACGGUGUUGGUGCUCCCGCAGGAUUUCCUAGAUGUGCAUCCUGAUUACAUUAGCAACGAGACACAGAUGCUGACGCUGCAAGGUCCGUGGUCAGAGCGAGAUGCACAAAUGACGGGGACCUUCGCUCGUCUUCAGGAUAUAUACGGCGAUGGACGGGUUUUGGGUAUACUGGGUAAUUCCGUAUCACAGAGCCAAUCUGGCGAUUAUGAAGUUGAUUGGGCACGCGUGAAGCGGCAAGCUAAUAACGAUAGCACCACUUCCACCACUAGUACUAAUGCUCCAACCACCCAGGAAGAAGAAAAAUCAGGACGCGGUGGACAGAAACAAGCACUCUAUAAUGCUACAGGUCCUCCCGGGAAGGGUGCUCUCGUCCAAUCCUCGGGUCCACCUGAACUACGCUUCUCCAAUGGCACCGUAAUCGUCCUAGAUGCGCCGGUUGGAGAACCCACCGUCAAACCAACUCGGCUCUAUACCAUCUUGGUCGUGAGGUUUGCUCAUGGCGACAGUAGAGAUAAGAUAACAGUGGAGUUCAGCUUCAAGCAAGCGGCAGGCUGGUGGUCGGCGGUGGGCGCGGAGGUCAAGUUCGGGAACCUGGAGACGUCAGGGCUGAACUUGAAGGCACCAGCCCCACCUGACGCGCCUGCAGCGGUGCUGGGCCGCUCGUACCACUGUUCUCAACCGCUGGUGUACUCUGCGGAAGAUGCUACGUUAACUUUACCUGAUAUUCAAAUGCAAAUUUUUAUGGACAAUACAGAAGCGUUUGCUGACGCUUUCGACUGCAUUGGGUUCACAACUGUUCCCAUUUGGUCUGGUUUGAUGGUGACGUUCAUCCUGCUAAUCGGCCUGGGCAUAUCACUAUCGAUGAUCAUGGAUAUCAAGACAAUGGAUCGCUUUGAGAACAACCGCUCCAAGCAGCUUACUAUCACCGUCAGCGAAUAACUUCUCUGUAAAAAAUACUUUGACGUAUCUUCCACUUCUACUUGUACAACCAGUUUGUUUGCAUUCUGAUCCUUACAUGGUAUGGUAUCUAUUUGUGGAUCAUAAUAAGGGGUUGAAUGGUAAAAAUAAUUAUAUAAUCAAAAGCGAAGAUUGUAAUUCCUGGUGUUACCGAUUUUAUGUAGUAUCCUUAUUUUCGAUGUAAUUAAAGUUAUUAUUUAUUGUAA
Manduca sexta (tobacco hornworm) is the source of this 1462-nucleotide messenger RNA. RefSeq lists its product as uncharacterized. Gene Ontology annotation, cellular component: proton-transporting V-type ATPase complex. NCBI's taxonomy places the organism in Eukaryota, Metazoa, Arthropoda, Insecta, Lepidoptera, Sphingidae. The record is from RefSeq and is a predicted model, not a curated record. The coding region runs from base 45 to 1238 and encodes 397 amino acids. The transcript has 7 exons.